Molecule: messenger RNA, 3117 nt
Organism: Doryrhamphus excisus (bluestripe pipefish)
Lineage: Eukaryota; Metazoa; Chordata; Actinopteri; Syngnathiformes; Syngnathidae
Gene: adipor2
Product: adiponectin receptor 2
Biological process (GO): adiponectin-activated signaling pathway
Cellular component (GO): plasma membrane
Molecular function (GO): signaling receptor activity
Source: RefSeq, a predicted model, not a curated record
UGCGAGGUACGUCACGUGGAGCAAGAUGAGAGUUGUGUGGUCAGUGAACAACAGAGUAGAGUACAGCGAAACCGAGCGACGGUUGACAACUCACCGACUCAACAUCACAAAGAACAUUCCGCCGUCUAAAGUCGCCACCAGCUCCACCGCAUCCAGUCCUGAGUGACCGCCUCGUUACAGUCCACGAAUCCGGCCGGGCCACGUCUGGUUCCGCCAGGUCUCUUCUUGCUGCAUCAGGCUCGGUCCAGUGUUUUUCAAGCUGGACGAAGAGGAGACGAGUGGGCCCAUGGGCCCGGCCUUGGUGCUGAGACACAGAACUUGUAGCCUUGCAGAGCACAGCACAGAUAGCAACACGGGUUCUUCAGACGGACACCUCAGCGCCACGCAGUGCCACUCACACAAUGGGAGUCUCCCAACGUGCCGUGAGAACAGGAGAACGGACUUAGAGGAGGAGGAGGAGGAGGAGGAGGAUGAUGACAGAGGAGAGGCCAAUGAGGAGGACCAAGCCGAGAGGAGCAGCGACGAGGGCUUCAUGGGCAUGACGCCGCUGCUGCAAGCUCAUCACGCCAUGGAGAAGAUGGAGGAGUUUGUACACAAGGUGUGGGAGGGCCGGUGGCGCGUCAUUCCCCACGACGUGCUCCCCGAUUGGCUGAAGGACAACGACUACCUGCUCCACGGCCACAGGCCGCCCAUGCCUUCUUUCCGCGCCUGCUUCAAGAGCAUUUUCCGAAUCCACACGGAGACGGGCAACAUCUGGACGCACCUGCUAGGCUGCCUGUUCUUCCUCUGCCUGGGCCUGAUGUACAUGUUCCGACCCAACAUGUCCUUUGUGGCGCCGGUCCAGGAGAAGGUGGCCAUCGGGAUGUUCUUCCUGGGCGCCAUCCUCUGCCUGUCCUUCUCGUGGCUCUUCCACACCGUCUACUGCCACUCGGAGGGCGUGUCCAGAGUCUUCUCCAAGUUGGACUACAGCGGCAUCGCCUUCCUGAUCAUGGGUUCCUUCGUGCCGUGGCUCUACUACUCCUUCUACUGCUCCCCUCAGCCUUGCUUCAUCUACCUGAUAGUGGUGUGCGUGCUGGGACUGGCCGCCAUCACCGUGUCCCAGUGCGACUUCUUCGCCACGCCGCAGUACAGAGGAGUCCGAGCAGGUGUGUUUGUGGGCCUGGGCCUGAGCGGCGUGGUGCCCACCCUCCAUUUUGUCAUCAGCGAGGGUCUCAUCAAGGCCACCACCAUCGGACAAAUGGGUUGGCUUUUCCUCAUGGCCACGCUCUACAUCACCGGAGCCUGCUUGUACGCCGCUCGCAUCCCAGAGAGGUUCUUCCCUGGCAAGUGCGACAUCUGGUUCCACUCUCACCAGUUGUUCCACAUCCUGGUGGUCGCCGGCGCUUUCGUUCACUUUCACGGCGUCUCCAACCUGCAGGAGUUUCGCUACACAGCCGGAGCGGGCUGCACCGAGGACGGCAUGCUCUAACACACACAGACACACACACAUAGACACACACAUUAUUCACUUGUACCUUACUACAGGGAGCCAGCGCUUCUUUCUAAUAGCGCACACACACACACAUGCUAAAGUGGCUUGCUGUGUCACAAGUCGGCCUUCCAGGGGGCGCCAUUUACAACACUGACAGGAAAACGUUGGAGCGUUCCAUCUCCGCCGCCUUUUGCGGCUGUUGCGUCAACUUUACAAGCACUACUAAACCACCUAUGAUAAACAAUACGUUUUGGACACUUUUUUUAUUGCAAAAACAGCAUUUUUUUUCUAUUCAAAAGGACAUUUUUGGGAGUGCUUGUUUGUUUGGGUGCUGUUUUCUAAUUCAGACAAAAAAGAACAGUAAUGGACUUGAAUAUCUUCCAUGAUUGUGAAAGUCAUGGCAGGAAAGGGGUGGGGGGUCUUUUUAGGGGUUGGGGUGGAUUUCAUAGUCACUUUUUAAUUAAAAAAAAUAAAAAAUAAACUUUUCCAUGUAAAUAAGAUUUAUAAAUUUGGGUUAUAGAUUUGUAUGAAAUAUAAAUAUAUAUAUGUAUAUAUACACAUAUAUAUUAAAAAUGAGUAAAAAAAAAUAGAUAUAUUGGUGAUGAUGGGGGUGCUGCAGUUAUUUCACAUAUGCAAGAGAAGAAGAGUUGAACUUGUAAAACAACCCACUCACCUUUUUCUCGUGUUGUCCUUAAACCAAAUCUUACGUUGGCGCUCAGACCCAAUUCUUAAAGGGGACCUAUUAUGCUCCGUUUUACACCCUUUGUAUUGACUUGUAAGUCUCCUGUAGAGCAGAUACACACAAUAACCAGCACAGAAAACUUCCAGAUCUUGCAGAAUCUGCACCUAUUCCAGUUUGGAUCCUUGGAUUUGUGCUUCCUGCCAAAACGCUUGGUUUUAAUUUAUACCACGCCCACUCUGCUGUGAUUGGUCACACGCCCAAAGUGCUUCCUAACUUCAUCAGAGGAAUCGUUGGUGCUGUGGAGAUCAGAAGAAUAUUUUAGAAUAACUUGUGUCCUCGUAAUCAGAGAAGCAAAACUUGGGGGAAAGCGUAUCUGGCCUACAGGCACGCCCACUCCUCUGUGACAUCAUAAAGGAACAGUUUUGUAACGCCCUCUGAAACCGAGCGUUUUGAGCCAUCCCAAACUUCUUUCAGGGCUCACUUCCAAAUAAGCAAACCUCAUGAUCUGGAAGUUUUGGCAAGGUUUAACACAAGAAUGCAACAUUCUAACGACAUGUAUGGGUCAGAAGAGUGUAAAAAGCAUCAUAGGUCCCCUUUAAUAAGUAGCACUUGUCAUUCAUCUUCCUUUUCUUUUUUUUUAUAAGCCACCACUAGUAUGGCUCUUCAUUUUUUCCAAAUAAAAACAUGUAAAAGAGCAGUUUAUUUCUAAAUAUAAACUGAAAAUAUACCAAUGGACGGUUGAAUCUUCUGUUGACAUGUUGUUAUUGUUCUGUUUGACAUCAAUUGGUGAUACUUUGUUUUGAUGAAAAACAUGAUUUUCUUUUCUCAUGAUGGAUUUUAUUCUAUUGAAUUUAUAUUAAUUUAUUGCAAUUGGGGCGUGGUUGUAUGUUGAUGGGAGUGUUUGCUUUACAGACAUUUACAUAUGCUGUAUUGUUCUAAUAAAAGGCUUUUUUUUGGAAUUCUA